UCGCGCCCGCGCGGAACUGACAUGGCGCCCUCUUGGCCGGAGCUUCCGGGCGGGUCCUUCCGACGGCCCCCUUGGUGAUUCCACCACUCAGCUUCCUUCCCGGCCUGCCUCGCGCCGGUCGCCGGGCUGGGCCAGAGCAGCCAAGAUGGCCGACUUUGAGGAUCGGGUGUCGGAUGAGGAGAAGGUACGCAUAGCUGCUAAAUUCAUCACUCAUGCACCCCCUGGGGAGUUUAAUGAAGUAUUCAAUGAUGUCCGGCUACUACUUAAUAAUGACAAUCUCCUCAGGGAAGGGGCAGCACAUGCAUUUGCCCAGUAUAACAUGGAUCAGUUCACACCUGUGAAGAUAGAAGGCUACGAUGACCAGGUCUUAAUUACAGAGCACGGUGACCUCGGUAACAGCAGAUUUUUAGAUCCAAGAAACAAAAUUUCCUUUAAGUUUGAUCAUUUACGGAAAGAAGCAAGUGACCCCCAGCCAGAAGAUGUGGAUGGAGGCUUGAAGUCUUGGAGAGAAUCCUGUGACAGUGCUUUACGAGCCUAUGUGAAAGAUCAUUAUUCCAACGGCUUCUGUACUGUUUAUGCUAAAACUAUAGAUGGGCAACAGACCAUUAUUGCAUGUAUUGAAAGCCACCAGUUUCAGCCCAAAAACUUCUGGAAUGGGCGUUGGAGAUCAGAGUGGAAGUUCACUAUCACACCACCUACAGCCCAGGUGGUUGGAGUGCUCAAGAUUCAGGUUCAUUAUUAUGAAGAUGGCAAUGUUCAGUUGGUCAGCCACAAAGAUGUGCAGGAUUCAGUAACUGUUUCUAAUGAAGUCCAAACUGCCAAGGAGUUUAUUAAAAUCAUAGAGAGUGCAGAAAAUGAGUAUCAGACAGCAAUUAGUGAAAACUAUCAAACAAUGUCAGACACCACGUUCAAGGCCUUGCGCCGGCAGCUUCCAGUUACCCGCACCAAAAUCGACUGGAACAAGAUACUCAGUUACAAGAUUGGCAAAGAAAUGCAGAAUGCUUAAGGCCGACUGUAGGAGUCUCCAGUACAAGGAAACAAAAGGAUUCAACAUGGUGUGGUCAUAUGAUAAAUAAGUUUAUAAACAAACAAGAGUGAUAUUUUGCUAGUUAACAAAGUUAACAGAUCUUCUAGCCUCAUGGAAAACUGUUGAACCUACAGCACUGUCUUGAUUCUUUUGUGUGUGUUCUCUGCCUUGUAAUUUUCUGUUAUCAUUAUAUCUACUUGUAAAUCUUUUUUUUAAUUCUGCUACAUUUAAUGUCAAAGAGAUCUAUCCUGAAGUCAUUUUACUGUUCAGAAAUUUUCCUAGCCAUGAUGUGCUAUUACUGGUUUUUACAGAGUAUUUGUUGAGUACUUUUUACUCUGUGCUUUAAAGCAUUUCUAGUCUUCAGUGGCUUUUACUGAUCCACCAAUUGUUAAAGAGGCUAUGUUACAAACUGUAGCUAAGUGGACAACACACUCCUUCUCUGUCUGACUGCUUUGAUCGUUUAUAGCAUCUCACAAUUGUAGUUUUCAUGUAUUUGGAUUGGGGCUUUUUGGGUCCAUAAUGAGAGUCAAAGGAAGUUUCCUGAAAAUUCCAUGGCAGCAGCUUCUCUGGGGACUUGUUUUUAAAUCCAAAGACUUGAACCACAUUCCCUGCACAAGAACGUUUAUUUUCAUUCUCUCACCUCCUCCCGUAUACUUCCAUUGUAGCCAUAGAUGUCUGCAGGAAGUACAGCUUAGAAAAAGCAUUGGGGGAAUCCAGCAUUGUCAAUCACAUGGGCCUGUUUUCUUCAAUGGAAGGAAAUGAAUGAUGCCUGGUUACCUAGAAUGCUGGAACGACUGCAUCAAACAACCUGGUGAUCCUUUGCUAUUCUAUUAGGAGCCAGCCUCUAACUGACCCCCCCCACCUCCUCUCCCCCCACCCCCACAUGAUAUUCUGAACAUUGUUUAGGCCCUAAUCCUGGGCUUUGUCUUUCAGUGAAUAGAAUUUAUGCCUAUUGCAUAUCCUUCCUCUCUAGGCCCUAGCCCUAAAUUCUGCUUGUCAGUCAAUAGAACUCACCGUAAAGGUCACAGGUGCUUUACUAUUUGGCAAGGAAAUUUCAAUGUAGAUAGCCCUGAGCCCUGAAGCUUUGUUUUGAGAAUUGUCAUGCAGAGACUUUCCCCAAAGUUCUACUAUGUUUAAAUGUGUGGAAAAACUAAAACACAGCAUCAGGUUCUAGAAGUUUUAAUCCAGUCUGACCAAGCCCGGCUGCACCAAGUUUUCAUUCUGUCUCUCCUCAGUCCACUUUCCUGCCAGUAGCAAUACCUGCAGGAAUGCCUCAACAGAUGACGGCAACUUUAGAGGAGUUUUGCCCGUUUGCAUUUCUGUUUAAGAUUCAAGAACUGGUGACACACUGUGGAUGUAGUAGAGUAGAAAACUUGAAAAACACAGGUGUUGAAGGAAUAAUAGGUAUCUGUGUUUUAAUGCUCUCUGGCAGGAUUGCUCCAUAAGCAGAUGACUCAGACAGCUAUGUCACUCACAAAGCUGGAAUGAACCAAAGUGAAAAGGAGAGCUCCUAGGCAGUGUCUUUCUAUCAUAACUAACAUUUCCGAAAAUGCUAGUGCUUUCUUCUUUUGAACAAGACGUAAAACUCAUUCCAGAUUCCUUUCUCCAUCAUCCUGCCUGCCUAGAACUCAUAUGUAACUGUGAUACAGCUAUCUUCCCAGGUAUGUUGGCAGGUGUAUGUGUGUGAUUUCAGAGCACACAGGUAAUGUGAUAUGACCUAUGACAACUUGUAAUGGUGGAUUCAUUUACAUUGUUUACAUUUCUAUGACCAGGCCUUAGGGGAAGGUCAGUUUUUUAAAAAACCAAGUAGUGUCUUCCUCCCUGUCCCCAAAUACAAGUCAAAACAGAAGGGUGUUUUGCUUCAGCUUUGUUUUUUGCUUAGUAAUACAGUCAAGCAGAAGUCUGUUUGCAAAUGAAAGCCGUGUAAGCAUUUUUGUUUAUUUCAAAUAAAAUAUAUUUGUAUUAUUUGUCAUUCAUACUAUCCAUCCAUGCCACACUAUCUUCUGUAUCAGGUAGUCCAAUAGAAAUACACCUGUUUUAUUCUAAAA
Molecule: messenger RNA, 3075 nt
Organism: Mesocricetus auratus (golden hamster)
Lineage: Eukaryota; Metazoa; Chordata; Mammalia; Rodentia; Cricetidae
Gene: Capza1
Product: capping actin protein of muscle Z-line subunit alpha 1
Exons: 10
Coding region: 146-1006 (286 amino acids)
Biological process (GO): actin cytoskeleton organization; barbed-end actin filament capping
Cellular component (GO): F-actin capping protein complex; actin cortical patch
Molecular function (GO): actin filament binding
Source: RefSeq, a predicted model, not a curated record